This is a messenger RNA of Dovyalis caffra, 291 nucleotides long. Lineage: Eukaryota; Viridiplantae; Streptophyta; Magnoliopsida; Malpighiales; Salicaceae. The record is from the annotation of a GenBank genome assembly.
AUGGGUAAAAUCCAACGUGAGAAUGAUUUUACGAAACAAAAAUUAUUGUUCAAAACUUUUGCUAAAAACCAAGCAUCAAUAUCACAACAGCAGCGUCCACAACCACAACGGGUCUGGGAAAAGGUUGGUAGGGCUCAAAACACAGUCAAAUUCCUGUCUCAGCCCAGGGACUACCUCAGAAUGCAGAACGCAACUUGCCCUAAAUUUGAUCUUCCGAGUUUGAAGACAAGGUCUCUUCAUGACCUCCCCCUUGGCAAUACUCUACGAAACGAUGGGGAAAUAAUUCAGUAG